Molecule: messenger RNA, 862 nt
Organism: Cuscuta campestris
Lineage: Eukaryota; Viridiplantae; Streptophyta; Magnoliopsida; Solanales; Convolvulaceae
Source: the annotation of a GenBank genome assembly
CCACUCUCAAAUUCAGGUUUGAUUUUGUUUCAGAAAAAGAACACGAAACACCUUCCCAAUCACAACUUGACGUACAACUUGACCCCGACACCGAGCUGGUACGUAGCUAGAAAAAGCAUAUGAAAGAGGUGCUAGAUAAAACCACGAAGUCGGGUAUAACCUAGUGGAUUGAGGAUGAGGAGGUUGCCCUAGCCGAGCCUAUAUUGACACCUCCGAGGAUCAAAAGAUCGGUUAGAUUGUCGAAAUCAAAUAUUCUCAGGAUGCGGGUUUAGAGUCAUUUCUUCGCGGUGAUGGGCUUGGGCGAGACAUGCAAGCAAAGCUUUUCAAGUUCGUCAAGAUGUUGAAUGAGCACAACAACCAAAGAAAGAGUGGCCACACCCCACAACAACGAGGUGGUAACAAACGUCGCCUUGAUGCAAUAUACUCGGGAAAGGAGUGCAAUUACACAUCUCAAGGCAUUGCAACUCAUGCGUACUUUCACAAAGUGGCAUCCUGUGUUCAAACUCCAAGUCUCAAAAUGCUCGAAGAUGAAUUCUUCAACCGAUGUUGUUCGGUACAUUCCUCCUCAAGAGUCCAAAUAAAUUUGAAUGACAAGUGAAUAAUACUUCAUGGCUCCCGUAUGUAGCCGGCCAUCCGGUCCUAACAACCAUAGAAAACGUUUUAUAACCUCGGGCACUAGCGACUUCGAUAAAAGGUUGGACAAGAUGUUAAUGUGCGUGAGAAAAUUUAUUGACCUCCAAGAAAAACAAUGCAACAACAAUAUGCAGUUGUCGUAUACUCCAAGAGAUUACUUUACCGGGUGCAAAAGAGAAUAUGUCGAGAAGACAAAGGAGAAAAUGCAGAAGAAAUGGAAGAUGGACGG